Calidris pugnax (ruff) is the source of this 394-nucleotide messenger RNA. RefSeq names its product histone-lysine N-methyltransferase EHMT2-like. The record is from RefSeq and is a predicted model, not a curated record. The transcript has 3 exons. NCBI's taxonomy places the organism in Eukaryota, Metazoa, Chordata, Aves, Charadriiformes, Scolopacidae. The annotation marks the transcript as partial. Gene Ontology annotation, molecular function: protein-lysine N-methyltransferase activity; p53 binding; histone methyltransferase activity.
GCGGGGGCCAACAUCAACGCCACGGACAAGCUGCGUCGCACCCCCUUGAUGGAGGCGGUGGCCAACAACCACGUGGAGACGGCGCGGUACAUGGUGCGCCGGGGGGGCUGUGUGUAUAGCAAGGAAGAAGAUGGCUCCACCUGCCUCCACCACGCGGCCAAGAACGGCAACUUGGAGAUGGUGGAUCUUCUCUUGGCCACGGGGCAAGUGGACGUCAACGCCCAGGACAACGGGGGUUGGACCCCCAUCAUCUGGGCGGCCGAACACAAACACAUCGAGGUCAUUCGCCGCCUCCUCACCCGCGGCGCCGACGUCACCCUCACCGACAAUGUGAGUUUCGAGGCGCCCCCUAUAUCCCGGGCUGCCCCACGGGGCGGUUUCGGGGCUCCCCCGG